Molecule: messenger RNA, 1905 nt
Organism: Hipposideros armiger (great roundleaf bat)
Lineage: Eukaryota; Metazoa; Chordata; Mammalia; Chiroptera; Hipposideridae
Gene: FGF12
Product: fibroblast growth factor 12
Exons: 5
Coding region: 816-1547 (243 amino acids)
Molecular function (GO): growth factor activity
Source: RefSeq, a predicted model, not a curated record
GUAGUCCUGCACACCACACCUGGAAAUAGAUGCACCCCUGCCCCACGCCCCUACCCUGACUCCCGCUAACUGCUCCCACUUCGCGCCUCUCAGAAUUCGAGAACUCGGGCAGCCAGCCCCUGGAGAACGGCAGCCAGCGCGAUGCCAUCCAUAGACCUCCCCCAGCCGGGACAGACCUCCUAAUCUCCAGAACUGCGGGCUGCAGGGAGUUAAACUGCUGCCUUCCUCUCCUUCUCUCUUGCGGUUGGUGGCUUGUUUUCUAAAGGAACGUUUUAUUCACUUUUUAGUGUUUUCUACCGGUGGCACGCUACCCGCCUUGGUCCAGCCUCUGCUUGGUAAACGGGUUUUAUAUGUAUGUCUGUGUAGAUGUACUUUGGACGCCUUACAACGCUUGCGCCUAUCCAACAGGGGGACGGACAGCUUGUUGUUUUGGACACCCUUCUUUCCCCUCCACUUGGUACUCCGAACGCUGUGUGACCAAACUCCCCAUUGCCCCUUGGACGCGGAUUGCCUUGGGGUGCAAGUUUGGGGUGCAAGAGUCUAGUUAACAGGAAGGCCUGGGACCGCCCCGCCCCCGCCGCCAGCGGUUCGGGAAGUUUACAUCUGGAUUUUCACACAUUUGGUCGCCACUGCCCAGCUUCUGACUAACCUUGUGGGCGCCAGGUUUUCGGUACUGCAGCCUCCUCAAAUAUUAGCACUGCCUCCCCGCGCCUGCCCUGUCCCUCCUGGCUACUGAGGUCCUGCCCUCGCCCCAGCGGAACGCGAUCCCGAAGGCGCAGUGGAGCCCGGGGCCUGGGGCCCGCCGCUGAGCAGCUAUGGCUGCGGCGAUAGCCAGCUCCUUGAUCCGGCAGAAGCGACAAGCGAGGGAGUCCAACAGCGACCGGGUGUCGGCCUCCAAGCGCCGGUCCAGCCCCAGCAAAGACGGGCGCUCCCUGUGCGAGAGGCACGUCCUCGGGGUAUUCAGCAAAGUGCGCUUCUGCAGUGGCCGCAAGAGGCCAGUGAGGCGGAGACCAGAACCCCAGCUGAAAGGAAUUGUGACAAGGUUAUUCAGCCAGCAGGGAUAUUUCCUGCAGAUGCACCCAGAUGGUACCAUUGACGGGACCAAGGACGAAAACAGCGACUACACCCUCUUCAAUCUAAUUCCCGUUGGCCUGCGUGUGGUGGCCAUCCAAGGGGUGAAGGCCAGCCUCUAUGUGGCCAUGAAUGGUGAAGGCUAUCUCUACAGCUCAGAUGUUUUCACUCCAGAAUGCAAAUUCAAGGAAUCUGUGUUUGAAAACUACUAUGUGAUCUAUUCUUCCACACUGUACCGUCAGCAAGAAUCAGGCCGAGCGUGGUUUCUGGGACUCAAUAAAGAAGGUCAAAUUAUGAAGGGGAACAGAGUGAAGAAAACCAAGCCCUCAUCACAUUUUGUACCAAAACCUAUUGAAGUGUGUAUGUACAGAGAGCCGUCACUACAUGAAAUUGGAGAAAAACAAGGGCGUUCAAGGAAAAGCUCUGGAACACCAACCAUGAACGGAGGCAAAGUCGUGAAUCAAGAUUCAACAUAGCUGAGAACUCUUCCCUUCGUCCCACUCUCAUCCCUUCCCUUUUCCCCUACACCCUUUACCUAUUUCUUUCCAAUAAAUCAACCCAAGGAGAGAAAAAUAAAAUGGCAACGCAGGACCCAGUGGCUAAAUUCUGCACUCAAAAUCUUCCUUUGCUUAGGACAAGAAAAUUGAACUAAAGCUUUCCUGUUGCAAUGUGGUAGAAAAUGCAUAUGCACAAAGAUUAGCAUACAUACACGCAAGGGGAAAAAUAAAUCCAGACUCCACAAACAUUAAAGUAGACUGCUGUUAUUAACAGAGGGCUAAUUGUAAUGAAGACAUAACUGUAAUAAAGAUGAAAUAAAGUUAUUACCUUAAAGAA